CGCCCUCCCGUGCGCCUUCCUCACGCUCCACGCCAAGCUCUGCCCUCCUGGUUUCGCCGUCUCCUUCACGCUGUGCAGCCACACCUGGGCGAGCGGUGCUGAACUCAGCAGAGUUUUAGGUUCCCCGGCCAAUGAUAGAUGGGAACAGGCGGGAUAUAAUGUAAGAGAGAAGAGAACGUGAAAUCCUUGACCUCAUUUUCGUUAGAGCACAAACUCCGAAGUUUUGAGAGGCUCCACUUUGCCUCCUGUACAGACGCACCCUGCUGUUUCCUUUAUCAUCUUCACCCUGUGAGAACAGAAGUAACAACUUUUUCCUUUCAAACGCAAUUUGGGAUUUCGUUUCAUUAUUAAUUAUUAAUCUGUUGUUUAGAUUUAGUUGCCCACCGAAAUCUGUGUACUGUUAAAUUACCACAGUGCAGAAAUCAGUGCAGAAAGAGCACUUUUUUCAGGAAGCCUCUAACUCCACAUCUCACCAAGUCCCUCCGCUGGAUUCACCCAAAGAGCUUUUGCUCAAUGCAGAAAAUGUUAAAUCCUGUUGAAAACCUCCUCCAUCCCUCCUUGCUUUUCCCCCUAACUUCUUUGCACCUCUGUUCCCAUUUCUGAAACCUCUACAUGGGAGCCUCUACAAGCCUUUUAACCUCUGGCCACCCAUUUCUUUUUCAUUGUUUUCAGGACACUGUGCCAUCUCCUUGUCUUACUUCAGCUUUAAAAACAUAAUCAUAUGUUUGCCCUGAAUAUCAACCAGCUCACAGUGUAAUGACUCAAAGUACCUUUCUGUUCAUCCUCCUCUCCUUUCUAUGGGAAACACAAAUUGAUCAAAUCUCUGAUCAAAUGUCUGUAAAUCUGAUUUUUCUCUUACUUGGCCUGACUCCUAUUUCAUCAUCUGAAAACCAGUUAAUUCACCCCAGAUUGGUGGCUAUUACACUAAACUAUCAUGCUGCCUGAUCUGAGGCAAAAAAGCGCAAUGCAUCUUAUGGUCAGAAACUCAGCAGUAUUUAGCUGACACAACAACCCUGCCAUAUUCCUCCAGCAGACAGGCUCAGUUACCGCUGUCCCGAUGUCCAAAUAAUGCAAAGCUCACAGCUGACCUUACGUAUGUGCCCAUUUAAAGACUGUGCCCCCACCAUGCAUCCUGUGAAGUGAGUGAAAGGCAGGGCACACCGAAAGACCCAGCUGGAAGGGAUGAAACCCUGACCCUGCUGAAUUCACUGGGCAAUUUUGGGGUCGACGUUACUAGAGAUCAAUAAAAGAGUAAGAGCAUUAGCGAACAACUUUGAAAAGCAGCAAGGAUGCCAGCCAGCCUGCAGGUGCUUUCCCAAACCCUAGCUCCCCUCGCAGCGGGGUUGUUCUGAGAGCCCUUUGCUUUUCCAUCCCCGGGGAGCUGCUGGGGACACUUCUCAGUCCUGCUCCUCUGUGCGCAGGGUGAGCUCAGGUUCGGUGUGCGUCUCCAGACACACCAGAGCCUUUGGUUUAAAGCAGAUAGAAAAGGCAGUUAAAAAAUGACACCUGCAUCUUCUCUGCUCUGCCUUGUCAUAUACCUUUUACAUAUAAAUAUAUAUAUACUUUUAUCUUACAUUCUCUGAAGAUGAGUUAGCACCAUCAGAGAUCACCUAAGGAUCAUUCUUGGCAGAAAACAGAAAAACGUGGAUCUUCAUUUCCCCAGCUGCGCAACACGGCAAACAGUGAUUUUCCCCCACCCACUCCCAGUGCAACCUCUUAUAUCCCAACAGAUGGCUACAAUUUGUAGUGGGAGAAUUAUAUCGUUUGCAGGUUAAUUGGGGAAAAAAAACCCCAAACAACAAAACCUGGAGAGAAACAAGUUCUCCUUCACUUUAUCUGUCCCGAUAACAGCUAUCACACCAAGCCUAUUGCAGGCCCUAAGGGCACUCUACAAUAUGCGUAACUGCCAACGUACCAAGGCAGUCAAGAGAAAAGAGAAGGACAUUUGAUAGGAACUAACCUCUCCUUGCCAGCCCCAACACCAGCAUUAUCAACACCCUUUAUAAAGAAUCGUAUCUGCUGCGGGCUGAUAAUGGUGAGCAGGGGCUUUCAUUGGUAUAGAAAGCAGAUCUUGGUGACCUUCAGCGGAGAGGAAGGUAUAAAAACCAAAGUAUUUUUCUUGGGUGGCUGUUUGGGCACCAGUUGAAUUUCUUAGUUUCCCAGGAGGACACGUUUUGGGAAAAUUUUGUGAGAAAAUGGCAACUUUAAAUGAAAAAAAGACGUGCAGCGAACGGAUGGAAAAUUUCCGUCGUUUUGUCUGGAAUCCAGAAACAAGGCUCUUCAUGGGAAGGACCUUGAUUAACUGGGUGUGGAUCAGCCUGUACUACCUGGCUUUCUACGUGGUGAUGUCAGGGCUGUUCGCACUCUCCAUCUAUUCUUUAAUGAGGACGGUGAAUCCAUACGAGCCAGAUUACCAAGACCAGCUGAAAUCCCCAGGUGUAACAUUACGACCUGACGUUUAUGGGGAUAGAGGACUACAAAUUUAUUACAACGCAUCCGACAACAAAACCUGGGAAGGUUUAGUGACAACUCUUCAGACUUUUCUGACAGCAUAUACACCUGCUGCUCAGCACCUGAACAUCAACUGCACCAGUGACACAUACUUCUUCCAAGACACCUUCGACGGCCCGAAUAAAACAAAACUAUCCUGCAAAUUUACCUCAGAUAUGCUUCAAAACUGCUCCGGCGCCACAGAUCCAACUUUUGGAUUUCCAGAAGGAAAACCCUGUUUUAUUAUAAAAAUGAACAGGAUUAUCAAGUUUUUGCCUGGCAAUGGCACUGCACCAAGGGUGAACUGCACAUAUGUGGGUGAUGAGUCUCACCCGUUGGAGGUGGACUACUACCCCGUGAACGGUACCUUCAACCUGCACUACUUCCCCUACUAUGGAAAAAAGGCACAGCCCAGUUACAGCAAUCCUUUGGUAGCUGUGAAAUUUCUCAACAUUAUCAGGAAUGUAGAACUUAAAAUAGUGUGCAAAAUCAUUGGAGCUGGAAUUACCUUUGAUAACGUUCAUGAUCCAUACGAAGGAAAAGUGGAAUUUAAAUUGAAAAUUGAAGACUGAGCAGCUACAGAGACACUUCUGAAAAACACAUGA
This is a messenger RNA of Falco peregrinus (peregrine falcon), 3095 nucleotides long. RefSeq names its product ATPase H+/K+ transporting subunit beta (gene ATP4B). Gene Ontology annotation, biological process: intracellular sodium ion homeostasis; potassium ion import across plasma membrane; sodium ion export across plasma membrane. The transcript has 7 exons. Gene Ontology annotation, cellular component: sodium:potassium-exchanging ATPase complex. The record is from RefSeq and is a predicted model, not a curated record. Gene Ontology annotation, molecular function: ATPase activator activity. Lineage: Eukaryota; Metazoa; Chordata; Aves; Falconiformes; Falconidae.